Molecule: messenger RNA, 4525 nt
Organism: Hipposideros armiger (great roundleaf bat)
Lineage: Eukaryota; Metazoa; Chordata; Mammalia; Chiroptera; Hipposideridae
Gene: GPR4
Product: G protein-coupled receptor 4
Exons: 2
Coding region: 1233-2321 (362 amino acids)
Biological process (GO): G protein-coupled receptor signaling pathway
Cellular component (GO): membrane
Molecular function (GO): G protein-coupled receptor activity
Source: RefSeq, a predicted model, not a curated record
UCACUUUUUUCACCCCCGAAUCCCUCUCCCACCUGCAACUAGUGGUUUUCAAAAUGUGUUCUGGGGAUUCUUCAGAGGUGCCCCCCCAUUAUUUCAUCUAGAGUACAGAGAAGCUUCCCUCUUUUAUUGUCUUAGAUAGGAUUUCCAGUUAAGAUUUUUUUUUUCAACUCAUACAAUUAAGCCUGUGCAAGCCCCUGGAUAUAGUGGCUUCCGAAGAUGCCUCUGAUUCAGGACUUUGCUCCCUUUCUCUCUGAGGCUCAUGAUGGUCAAGGUCUUCCUCCAUGACUAUCUUUUGCCCUGUGCUUGCAGGUCUUCCCAGGACCAAGGUGGUGACAAGCCUAGGGUUCUCACUUGGAAAAGUCAGAGGGGAGUGGGAAGAGGCACUGCAAAGUCAGCUUUGAAAUCUGAGGUGGGGCCAUCUAAUCUCAACUGCUCAGCCCCUAGGAGGACCACGCCGGAGCCCCUCCCCUGCCCCCUUCAAAUCCCUCCUCCAUCUACAAUCUUCCUCUGACCUAGCCCUUACUCACCUCCUUCCUGUUUCCUAAAAACCCUUCCCACAUUCUCCAGACUGAACCCUUCCUCUCUGUCCACCCCCCCCCACCCAGGACACCUCCUUUUCCGUCAUCUCCUCGGUGGUUACUUUAUUUUGUCCUUUCUUACUGGGGUCCUAGGAAAUGCCAGCACCUCCAUCCACAUUACCGGGUCUUUUCAACAUGCCCUAACUGUAGUUUGUCCUAUCUCAACACUAUCCUCUAUAUGGCCUGUGUCUUCUAGUAUAUUCCAUCCUACCAUUACUCCAGCAUAGCCACACUUACUUCCUCCAUUCUGUACAGAUAUCUUCCUCUCACCACUGCCCACUUGUGCCUUCAUCCCCUCCAGAAACACUCCCCUCAGCCAAUUUUUGUGAUAUCCCAGUACUCCCUCAUUUACACUCUGAUUGAGUCUAUACACACCCCCUUGACAAAGCUCUUUGUUAAUCUCACCAUCCCCAAAACCUCCCUCCUGUUGUAAUUCUAGCCUUCCUCUAACUUUUCUCUCUCAAGCUCCACUCUUUCCUGCCCAGCCUGGCCCAGGAUUCACAGCCAAUCUCAUCUCUUCCUCGUGGACUGCCGCCCACCAUGUGCCCCUGAGCCUCCAAGAAGGGGGCUCAGGGAGCCCAAUGGCCUCCCGCCCCUCCUGGCCCCAUAGCCCCCGUGGGCCGGGGGAAGCACCUGAAAGCCCCACUGCUGAGAAUGGGCAACCGCACAUGGGAAGGCUGCCACGUGGACUCACGCGUGGAUCACCUUUUUCCGCCGUCCCUCUACAUCUUCGUCAUUGGUGUAGGGCUGCCCACCAACUGCCUGGCCCUGUGGGCCGCCUACCGCCAAGUGCGGCAACGCAACGAGCUGGGCGUGUACCUGAUGAACCUCAGCAUCGCGGACCUGCUGUACAUCUGCACGCUGCCGUUGUGGGUCGACUACUUCCUUCACCACGACAACUGGAUCCACGGCCCCAGCUCCUGCAAGCUCUUCGGGUUCAUCUUCUACACCAAUAUCUACAUCAGCAUCGCCUUCCUGUGCUGCAUCUCGGUGGACCGCUACCUGGCCGUGGCCCACCCGCUGCGGUUUGCCCGCCUGCGCCGUGUCAAGACGGCGGUGGCAGUGAGCUCCGUGGUCUGGGCCACGGAGCUGGGCGCCAACUCGGCACCCCUCUUCCAUGAUGAGCUCUUCCGCGACCGCUACAACCACACCUUCUGCUUUGAGAAGUUUCCCAUGGAGGGCUGGGUGGCCUGGAUGAAUCUGUACCGAGUCUUCGUGGGCUUUCUGUUUCCGUGGGCCCUCAUGCUGCUGUCUUACCGUGGCAUCCUGCGGGCGGUGCGGGGUAGCGUGUCCACUGAGCGCCAGGAGAAAGCCAAGAUCAAGCGGCUGGCCCUCAGCCUCAUUGCCAUUGUGCUGGUCUGCUUUGCGCCCUACCACGUGCUCCUGCUUUCCCGCAGUGCGGUCUACCUGGGCCGCCCCUGGGACUGUGGUUUCGAAGAGCGUGUCUUCUCAGCGUACCACAGCUCGCUGGCCUUCACCAGCCUCAACUGUGUGGCUGACCCCAUCCUCUACUGCCUCGUCAACGAGGGCGCUCGCAGUGACGUAGCCAAGGCCCUACACAACCUGCUCCGCUUCUUAGCCAGUGACAAGCCCCAGGAAAUGGCCAAUGCCUCGCUCACCUUGGAGACACCACUCACUUCCAAGAGGAACAGCACGGUUAAGGCCAUGGCAGCCAGCUGCGUGGCAGCCCCCUCCUCCCAGGUGGACCAAGUGCAGCUGAAGAUGCUGCCACCGGCACAGUGAAUCUCAAAUUGUGGAGCCCCUACUCCUCAAGUCUCAUCCCACACUCCCUUCCCUCCUGGUCCAGUGUAUGCAAAUUAUAUGUAAAUAAGGCGGUGUUACUAUUCACAGGAAAGCAGUGAGGUUGGUGUGUCAUUAGUCAACCAUCAUCCUCCUAACAGUUCAGUUGAACUGUUCCUAGCCCUGUGCUGGGGCAGUGCUAAUGACACAGUGGUGAUGAAUGACAGACCUGGCUCUGCCUUCAUGGGCUCCCACUCCAAUGGACAGUGAUGACUUAGAAUGACCAGUGCUCAGGCAGUGGAAAUCAGGGUCUAGGGGAAUCCAAGAGGGCAUCUGACCCACUGGGGGUCAGGGAGGACUUCCUGGAGGCGGGGACCAGUAAAUUAAGUUUCUAGAAGGUAAAGACAAAACAAGAAAGAGGUUAGGAUUAUUUCCAACACGGGGGUAAAAGUUGGUGACUCAAGAGGAGAAUGGAAGGAGUGUGGAGUGAUCGCUUUUGCUCUUAGGAAAUGAGGAAGAAGAGGGAAAAUGUCAGAACCCAAGUGAAGGGCAAUCAAGGCAGACUGGCUGGAGGAGGGGUAAGCAGGGCAGGCUAGGGAAGGGGUCUUAAGACAAGAGGAAGGAUAUUUAUUCAUUCAUUCAGUUAAGAUUUGUUCGUACAGUCUGUCCUGUGCUGGCCUGGAGACACAAUGGUGACCAAGACAGGCCAGGCCCCACUCUCAUGGGGCUCACAGUAAAUGAGUAAAUAAAAAUGAAUAUAUUUGGAAUGAAUAAGUGUAAUGGGGAAAAAUAAAGCCAAUUGAAGGGACAGAGAGUGACAUGGAGUCUGAUCUAGAUGAGGUCAGGGGAGGGCUCACCGAGAAGGUGGCAUUUGAGCAAAGACCUGAAGGAAGGGAGGGGGUCAGCCCUGUGGCUGUCAGAGGGAAGAGCAUCACAUGCAGAGGGAACAGUAAGUGCAAAGCCCUGGAGUAAGAGAGUGCCUGAAUUUUGAGGCACAGCAAGUAUAGCCGUGUGGUUGGAACAGAGGGAAGGAGACAGGAAUGGGAGGUGAGACUGGCAAGGGGACAGAGGCCCAUCUUUUGGGGCUUCUUAAGUCCUGGUAAGAACUUUGCAUUUUAGUCUGAGAGACCCAGGAGCCUCAAGAGGAGGGAUGUGAUUUGACUUAAAUGUAAACAGGAUUCUGCUGGCUGCUGAGUGGGGAACAGGAUAGGGGAAGUUAGGCCAGAAGCUGGGAGCCCAGUGAAGCGGUAACUGCAGUGGUCCAGGUGGGAGAUGCUGGUGACUGGACCAGGGUGGGUGGUGGAAUAAGCAGGAGCAGUGGUCAGUUUUGGGAUUUAUUUUGAAGGAAUACAAUGAUGGAAGAAGCACAAGGGCCUGUGGGAUUGUGUAGCACUAGUCUCUUGCCCAUCUUGGGAAAAGGUUGACUGGGAGCCUGAGCUGGAAGGACCUCUGGGAAUGGUCCCAGGCCCUAUUCCAGGGCGGUCACUGGAGAGGCUGAGAGACUAGCCCAGGGUUGCACAGCCGGUGAGUCAGCCUGGGGCCAUCCUGGACUCCCUCUCUCUUCCCUGUCUCUGCCUCUGUUCCCACGCCCCAGAGUGGCCAAGGCUGCUUGCCCUGGCUGGUGACUCCUCCCUCCCCCGGCCCUCAGGAGUCACCAGGAAUGGUCCUCCAUCUAUAGCCAGGCUAGAGAAUGGGAGGAAGCACCCAGAUCUGGACAAGCCUCGCCCCUUCUGGUAGGUCACCUCCCUCCCUUUCUCCCCUUGCUCCAUCAGGCUCCAAGCUCCUGAUGAGAUGUGACAAUCCUCCUAUACACACACACACACACACACACACACACACACACACACACACACACCCUUGCCCCAGAUGUUCCCAGAAGAGGUUCCUGGAAACCUUUCUCAGAGAAAGGAAGAGGAGGGAGGAGAGGAAUGAGAAAAAAAUCAGCUUAAUGAAGAAAACGCAGGAGGGGGAUUACUGAGAUGCAGGAAGUUGGGGCUUUGGUGUUCGGGGGGAGUGGAAGAGGGGGGGCCUGGGAUUUGGGGGCCCUAGUAAUUUUCCCAUCCUGUCUCACUGCCAUAAAGUUACUGGGAUGGAGAUGUAGGGGGCCGGAUAUUUUUAACACAGUCACCUCAGCGAAUCAGAUGGAAGCCUGUACAUUACCCCUCCAAAUGUUCAUUCCCAUUUAUUCAAUAAAUAUUUAUUGAGCA